Molecule: messenger RNA, 3059 nt
Organism: Hippocampus comes (tiger tail seahorse)
Lineage: Eukaryota; Metazoa; Chordata; Actinopteri; Syngnathiformes; Syngnathidae
Product: calpain-5
Exons: 13
Coding region: 840-2867 (675 amino acids)
Biological process (GO): proteolysis
Cellular component (GO): cytoplasm
Molecular function (GO): calcium-dependent cysteine-type endopeptidase activity
Source: RefSeq, a predicted model, not a curated record
AUAUCCAGGGAGUCGUGUGGGACACGCCAAGCCAAGGCGGGGCAAAAACAUAAGACGGAAGAAGAUAUUCUCUGCAAUAUGCACCACAACUUUUGUGUGAGCUGAAAACGGUCUGACUGUGAGUGGGGAGACAGGACGGAAUAUGUCUUAAAUUAGAACAGCAGAAGCAGCAGUUAGUGAUACACGCACACAAACACCCACAGUGUCUCCUGGAAAAGUCAUUGUGCAGCCUAUUUGUCCACACACGGGUGCGAAGCGAUACAUUUGCAUGUGGCACACGUGGAGAUGAAUCCUGGAAGCAUCGCAUGGAAAAGGACCCGGCUUUGUAAGAGCUGACUGCAGGACGACGGGAGAGGUGGCGGAUGAAUUAGGCCACCCGAGAAAGUGGCAUUGGCCCCCGAAGGUAAACGUUUGCUUAUUUGGAUCCGAUACAGUGGUGCCUCGAGGUACCGGUGCCCAGACUUAGGAUGUUUUCAAGUUCUUUAAUACCACCCCAACUUGAAGUUUACUGUCAAACUAAACAUUAAAAAAAAAGAGAAAUACAUGUGGUGUAUUUAAAACAAGCAAACAACCCUGCCUUUCAGCCUAAUGAUAACAUAUAAUGGAAAAUACCGUUGAAAUGCUAAUGCUAAUAGUUAGCGCAGAAAAUCGUGGUUUUAGAAGCAAUGGAUAUUUGAACACAAACAGUGGGGCAACACAGGUAGACAGAUAAUAUUAAAGCAUCUUGCUGAGUUACUCACAAUGGAAGUAGAACAAGAAGUAGCACACCUAACAUUUGCCUUUGUUGAUUUAAACGGCAAAGAAGAACGACUUUUAAGUUUUCCCCAUUCACGACGAGUAUGACAGAGCGAGUAAGUGACUUCCGAGGUCAGAGCUUCCACAAGCUCCGGCGGGCGUGCCUCCGACGCGGCGCCCUCUUCAAGGAUCCCGAGUUCCCCACCACCGCCCAAGCGCUCUUCUACAAGAGGGCGCCGCCGCCAGGGGUGACCUGGAAGAGGCCGCGGGAGAUCUGCAAGGACCCGCGUCUGUUUGUUGAUGGCAUCAGCACACGUGAUCUACACCAAGGCAGUCUGGGAAACUGCUGGAUGGUGGCUGCCAUUUCCUGUCUGGCGUCCGAGCCUACGUUGUGGAAAAAGGUCAUCCCCGACCAUGCGGACCAGGAAUGGAACCCCAAGCGUCCAGAUUUGUACACGGGGAUCUUCCAUUUUCGCUUCUGGCGCUUUGGCCGCUGGAUGGAUGUGGUUGUGGACGACCGGCUGCCCGUGAGCAGCGGCAGCGUUCUGCUUUUCUGCCGCUCGGCCACGCCCAGAGAAUUUUGGAGUGCCCUGCUGGAGAAGGCCUACGCCAAGCUAAACGGCUGCUACGAGGCCCUGGAGGGGGGCAACACCGCCGAGGCUCUGAUCGACUUUACCGGGGGUGUUUCGGAGCCUCUCAGCUUGAACCGUGAGACCCUCAGCCUGCACGGCGACCAGCGGAAGGCUCUCUUCCAGACGCUGGCCAAGGCCAACGAACACAAAGCCCUCAUCACAUGUUCUAUUCGGCCAUCCGAAGGCGAGACGGCGGAGUCGGUGCUGGACUGCGGACUGGUGCGCGGACAUGCCUACGGAGUGACUGCCGUGAGGAAGGUGUGGCAGGGAAGCGGAAUGUCUCGACUGUUCUUGGUGCGCAUGCGGAACCCGUGGGGCACCACUGACUGGACGGGUGCUUGGAGUCAGCGAUCACAGCAGUGGCAACAGAUGAGCCGUACAGAGAGGGAGAAGAUGGGACUUGUAGUUCGGGACGUUGGAGAGUUCUGGAUGGACUUUGAGGACUUUUGUCGCUACUUCACGGAUGUGGUGGUGUGCCGUCUGGUGGAGAGGGCUCUCCUGUGGCCCAGCUCCCACUGGAGAGAGGUGUGCUGCUACGGGGAGUGGGCUCCGGCACCAGCCCGCCUCAGCGCACCUCCGCCGGCCGUCUGCGUGCUGAGCCGCAGGAAGGAAGAUCCGGUCGAGGGAGGAAGGUGUGGGGUAAACGGAGACCAUGAGGACGACGUGAACGGAGGCUUGGAGGUCCAGAUGGACAAGAGGAGCCGAUGCGGAGGAUGUAUCAAUCACAAGGACACGUUCUUGCACAAUCCACAAUUCAUGUUUGAGGUCCGAGGCCAGGAGGAGGAGGUGCUCAUGUGUCUGCAGCAGGAGGACCAGAGGAUACGGAGGAAGGAUGGCGGCGGGGACAACCUGCCCAUCGGUUUCGAGGUACUUAAGGUGGAGGAGAACCGCUGCAGCCGGGUGCAGCGUGUGGCGGAGCAAGCGGCCAGCUCCAUCUACAUGGAUUCUCGCAGCAUCACGCUGAAGGUCACUCUGGGGCCGGGCUGCUACGUGGUGCUGCCCACCACCUACUUGCCGGGAGCCUGCGGCCGCUUCCUCGUGCGCCUCUUCUCGCAUUCGCAUGUCCAACUCAGGGAACUGAAGGACGACUUGCCGUCUCCCUCCUUAUUCCAGUGCUUUUUACCUCAGCCCACCGUGGUGACCACAGUCCAUCUACGGAAUGCGACAGGACUCUGCCGUCCUGAACAGACGGCUCCAGAUGUUUAUGCCAUCAUCCGUUGCGAGGGCGCCGCCGUUAGGUCUCAGCUGUUUAAAGCUGAAGGAAAUCCACAAUUCCAGCUGAGAGCCAUCUUUUACAGGAGAUACCCCGAUGCACACAUCUCAGUCGAGCUAUGGAGCAGCGGCCUGCUGUGGGACUCCAUUUUGGGCCACGCCCGACUCCACACGAUGCCCACCGACCAGAGUCGAGACCAUUCGUUGGCGCUACGGGGCGACCGCCUGGGUUCGGCAGGCCACGUCUGUGUUGAGACAUCUUCGAGUGUCCACCUGACAGACCUGUAGCGGCCACGCAGCUUCGUCCGGUUGCCAUGGUAACAAAAACUGCGCCCGUCACCUGGAGCAUUAUUCCAAAAUGGGAACCGCCAAAUGCCAAAUGCAUGAUAUUGCUGUACUUUGUUUGUAAUGCAAAGAAGUUUUGUUUUCUUUCCAUGUGUCAUUUCUCAAUAUAAAAAGAUCUCCAAAUAAAUAAAUAAA